CUCCAUGGCGCACAGGUUCGACGGCACCGGCGUCGCCAUCCUCGAGGUUCGCAUGGCGCGCGACUUCAAGCUCGCGCACGUGCGAUGGACCGUCCACGACGACGGGGAUUCGCGAGCGGCGGCGCACGCGCUCAGACGUAACGCCGCUGCGCUGAAGACCAUGGCGGGCAAGAUGCUCGGCAGCAAACACACGCCUCGGCUCGAGUUCAUCGACGACGGCGCCACGUCGCGAAAAGAGGCCGAGCUGGACAAAGCCUUCGAGCUCGCGGAAGCUCGUCGGUUAGACACGGAGGCUCACGUGGAGAGGCUGGCGAGGCGGGACGCGGAGACGAGGCGGAUGAAGGCGGCGGGAAGCUAUCGACCGGGCCCGUACGAGCACCUGCUCGACGACGAACACGCGCACGCGCACGACGACGACACAGCUGGCGACGACGACGAGUUCGAAUCGAGCGAGUGGUACGCGCCGGGCGAGAGGGACGAGGAGUUCGAGGACCUGCUCGAGGAGCUGAUGGCGGACGUGGACGACGACGCCGACGAUGCGGACGACGAUUGGCCGGAGGAGAUCGACGCGGACGACGACGACGAGCGAGCCGGCGCGGACGCGUGGGUGAAGCCCGGCGCGGGCGAGCGGGACGAUUGAAUAAAAGUUACCUUCCCU
Messenger RNA from Micromonas commoda, 658 nucleotides. RefSeq lists its product with no specific name. The record is from RefSeq and is a predicted model, not a curated record. Bases 5 to 640 code for a protein of 211 amino acids. The transcript has a single exon. Lineage: Eukaryota; Viridiplantae; Chlorophyta; Mamiellophyceae; Mamiellales; Mamiellaceae. Gene Ontology annotation, biological process: rRNA processing.